This is a messenger RNA of Fragaria vesca subsp. vesca, 450 nucleotides long. Its product is annotated as tubulin alpha-2 chain-like. NCBI's taxonomy places the organism in Eukaryota, Viridiplantae, Streptophyta, Magnoliopsida, Rosales, Rosaceae. The record is from RefSeq and is a predicted model, not a curated record. The coding region runs from base 1 to 450 and encodes 149 amino acids. The transcript has 3 exons.
AUGAAGGAAAGGAUUGAAGGAAAGGGCAAAUCUGGUCUGGGAAAAGGCAAGGUGUACAUGGGGGAGGUGGAGGAAAUAGUGGCGGAGGUGGGGAUGGAGGUGGUGGAGGAGACGGCUUGGCUCACCCGAGCCUCUGAAUUCGCCGACGAGAUCUCCUCCAACCUCUCUGAACCUCUUGUCAUUGUCAAAGUCGCCACUAGCGUCUUUCUCUUCCUCGCCAUAUUGGCCCGUUGUCGUCGAUUUCAUUUGCUCCGAAUUGACAUGAGCUCAUCUAUGUUUGGCAGCAAGAUGUUUGAUGAAAUGUUUGUGAAUGAAUUAUGGUGCCCUACUGGAUUCAAGUGUGGUAUCAACUACCAGCCACCCACUGUUGUUCCAAGCGGUGACCUUGCUAAGGUGCAGAGGGCUGUGUGCAUGAUCUCCAACUCCACCAAUGUGGCUGAGGUGUUGUGA